Schistosoma turkestanicum is the source of this 2011-nucleotide messenger RNA. NCBI's taxonomy places the organism in Eukaryota, Metazoa, Platyhelminthes, Trematoda, Strigeidida, Schistosomatidae. The record is from the annotation of a GenBank genome assembly.
UUUUAUGCACAUUUUCUCAUCAAUCACAACUUAGGAUAAUCUAAAAGUCGUAUUUUUGGUGUUAUUAUCUAAUACUUCAUUCAUCAAUAUUAUCAACAAAAUGUGAUGCAGUUACCUAUACCGAUAAGCUGGAAUAACGAACAUAAAAUUCCAACUGAACAAUUCAAUAACGAUUCAAUUUCAAUUAGAAAGAUAAAAACAUCAAUCACUAACAACUUUAAUCCAACUAUAAAAUUAUUCAAAGUGAACAUUUUCAUAAUGGAUAAUUUAGAAGAAGGUAAUAUUGAGACAGUCAAAUCCAACGGUCCAUCAAAUCCAAGUGAGACACAGCUAUCAUCAAAGAGUUCAAUAGUUCCGCUAUCUCAUUUAACAAACCCAAAACAAUCUAAAACCGAUCCAUUAGGUCUUGUUAUUGCAAAACGUAAACGUAAAGAAAUGGCUGAUCCACAAAUAGCGGAAGCAAUAUUAUCUGCGUCAAAAUUACCCCCGCCUAUUGUACCAGAAACUACAAAUUCAGUGGAUGUUCCAGAAGAAUUGUUACAAAUACUAGCAUUAGCUAAAGAUUAUGAUAAACAUGACACUGCUAAUGUCGAAUUUUUCAAGAACUACUCACUUACAAUUCCUAGAAAACCAAUAAACACUCAAGUAAAUAAUGUGACCUAUGCAAAACGUAAACGUUUAUGCAAGCUGUCAUCAUUAAAAAAGUAUUUCAUAACCAAAGAUUUUAUGGAGGACACUGAAGAGACUCGAACUUUAGUACAGAAUACUGUUCAUACAGAUGAAGAAUGGUUUAUGGAAAGUUUUCUACAUGUUUUAUGCAUUUUACUGAUUAUACUUACACUACCGUUAUCUCUGAUAUUUUGUUUAAAAGUUGUAACACACUAUGAAAGAGCAGUACUAUUUCGCCUUGGAAGACUGGUUUCUGCAACUGCUAAAGGUCCAGGUUUAAUAUUUGUCCUCCCCUGCUUGGAUCGUUACCGCCUUUUGGACUUACGUACUUUUACGUUUGAUGUACCUACACAGGAAGUGCUUACAAAGGAUUCUGUAACGGUUGUAGUAAAUGCAGUUGUAUAUUACCGUGUAAGAGAUCCAGUACGUGCUGUAGUUAAUGUUGAAGACGCUAAUCGAGCAACUAGAGUUUUGGGACAGACCACGCUACUUAACGUACUAGGUACCGUAAAUUUGGAAGAAUUACUCACUUCCAGAGAAGAUAUUGCAGCUUUGAUGCAGGAAUGUUUGGAUUCGGUCACAGAGGCGUGGGGUGUAAAAGUUGAGAGAGUGGAAAUCAAAGACGUUCGUUUGCCCAUACAGCUUCAAAGGGCAAUGGCAGCAGAAGCAGAGUCUGUCAGAGAGGCAACAGCUAAAGUUAUAGCCGCUGAGGGUGAAAUGCGUGCAUCUGGUGCUUUAAAAGCAGCUGCUGUUGAAAUUAAGCAACAUCCAAUAGCAAUGCAACUGCGUUACCUUCAAACAGUAAACAGUAUUUCAUCUGGGAAACAGUCGACUAUUAUUUUUCCUGUUCCUUUAGAUUUAACUUCAGUGUUUCGAGCACAACUUGAUGAUAUUUUUUGCGGGAAUAUUUUCGAAAAUGUAAACUUUAAAGCAGACAAUCAACUUCGACUUAUAAGCAAUAAUGAUGAUGAGGAUAGCAAUGAAUAUGAAAAGGAAAGCUUGUAUAACGUAACCGGUCAAGGAAACAAUAUAACAAGCUCCUUGAAGAUGCCAUUUCAAAUGUCAGCUGAUGAAUUUAUGGAAUCCUUUUCACAAAUAGUUUAAACAUGUAGUUUAAAUUCUACAGUACUAAAAUCUGUCAAUUAUAGAUCCAUUCUUUGAUAUUCACAUGUUUUAUAUGAUCUGCCUUCAAUUCAUAAUUUAGGAUGCCAUAUCUGCAUUGUAUAUAGUUCAAAUUACUAAUAGAAAUACAGAAUUUUCCUAAUUGUUUAUUUCGCUUGAGCGACGCAUAUUUUCUUCUCUCACAACUAGCUAAUGUAGAAAUAAAUAUUUCAUUAACAAA